This is a messenger RNA of Teleopsis dalmanni, 1177 nucleotides long. Its product is annotated as POU domain, class 6, transcription factor 2-like. The record is from RefSeq and is a predicted model, not a curated record. Gene Ontology annotation, molecular function: DNA-binding transcription factor activity, RNA polymerase II-specific; RNA polymerase II cis-regulatory region sequence-specific DNA binding. NCBI's taxonomy places the organism in Eukaryota, Metazoa, Arthropoda, Insecta, Diptera, Diopsidae. Gene Ontology annotation, biological process: regulation of transcription by RNA polymerase II.
GUACCGAGAUUACUGGAUUAGCUCACCAACUGGGGUACGAACGCGAAGUUAUACGCAUUUGGUUCUGUAAUAAACGUCAAGCCUUGAAGAAUACCGUCAGAAUGAUGUCCAAAGGCAUGGUUUAAAUGAUGUGUCACAGCAAUGAAAUCAGAAACAAUGCUGUAACUGCUACUAAAAAGUACUUUCUAUAAAUAAUGGUUAAUUAUAAGUAGGGGAAACCAAGGAUUGCCGAUAUCUUGAAAAUCAAGAACAACAACUACAACUUUUGUAGAUAGAAUUGGAAUUGCUGAUCACUGAAAAAAAUGCUGAAGCAUAAUAACUUAUCCGGAUGGAAAUAUGUAUUACUUUGAUAAUGAAUAUUAUAUAUGAAAACCAAUACUUGGAAAUAUCUCUUAUGAAUCAAUAUAUUCCAGUAAAAAAAUUCCUGUAAAUUACUUCGUCGGGUAGUUUUGAAAUUGGAAACCAUUGAAAAAGACGAGACUUUAGAAGACGAGUGUGGAAGAGUUUUAUAAGAGAAAGGGACAAAUCAGAUUAAAGGAAGUUAAAAGUAAAAGUAAAACAUUAAUAGAAUAAUAAAGAUAUAAGAGACAAAGAUUACGGAAUCUGGUUUAGUUUUUAAGGAUUUGAGUUGAUGUACAGGAUUCAUAUUUAAUAGAAAUAAGCUUUAAUGUAAAAGCAACAAUAUUUAUGUAUAAACAGACGUAGCCUUAAGAUAGACCUAAGUACACUUAAGUGUAAAAUUUUUAUAAAAACAACUUAAAAAGGAUUUUAAUAGGAAAGUUUGCGAAAAGUACUCUCAAGCUAAAAAGGAUAAUUUAGAAAUAAAAAAAGUUUUCAAACCAAACAAUUCCCAUUCUUUGUAAAAGUGUAUUUAUACAAGUGUGUAUGUGUGUGUGUGUGUGUGUGGGUGAGAGUGUGUAUAUGUGUGAGUUGUGAAUGCGUUUUUUGUGAUAGUUUUUGAAAAAUAUAAAUGAGAUUUAAUUAAUUUUAUAAUGUAUACAAUAUGUCUAACAAUUUAAAAAUUAUUUAUAAUUAAAAUUAGUAGUGCUAAGUUUAUAAGAUUAUCUGAAAUAUGGAAGGAAGUUGAAGGAGUUAGAAUUCAUGCCAUAAAAGGGAAGCAAAAAGAGUGUCAUAGCGAUUUAUUGUAAAUUCUAUUUUAAGCAAAAAAAAAAAUAUG